AUGAAGAUUGGUGCUGAAGCCUAUGGUAACGAGGAUGACGUUGAAUCCCUCGAGAUUGACGUUGACAAAAUUCUAAGUGAUGGCAACCCGACUGCAAGAGCCAACCGGAAACAUUCGUCAGCACAACAAAAGAUCUACAGUCGCUGGAACAAUUACAGCAGGAGAAGAAGCUCUAGCAUGGAAUUUGAAGGGAGUAAGAUUGCACCUAACCGCCCUCCGAACGAUUUAAUCAUUCAGUCACAUGGUCAAGAUGACGAGGAGAUCAGCAACAUUAUGACGGCUGACAUGUUCUAUGAUGAAGUUGGCGAAGGAAAGGCAACACGUCCCGCCGCCGAGAAGCACUUGCAUAACGACGGUGAUGGGCAUAGUACCGAUGGAACUGCGGAAUCGAAUGAGGAAGUUCCACGUGACAGCUCACGCGACAUCAAUCACAAGCGAAUGAGCGAGGAGCGUUUACCAAAGUACUCCAAAUGUGCCCUCGUUAUUGCCGUUCUCCUCCUGCUGUUAAUUUGUUUCCUUGGCUUUAUAUUUGACAAGCUUGUGGAGAGCGGCCGUGAUUCAUCUCUCAACGAUCGCAGCAUGGAGGCAGGAUGGGAACUCCGACCAACUCUCCCCCCAGUGACCUGGCAAGGCACUACUGGAAAUCCAACUCCAAGACCAACAUCCCAAGCUCGAGACACCCGUCCUCCGACCAAAGUACCCACUGAGCAACCAAGUACUAGUCCUUCCAAGGUUCCUACCGUGACAGAGUCUGGUCACUUGCUGGAGUUGUUAUCUUCGACGGCUACUGCUGACAAGACGAUUGAAGCUGUUGGUGUCAGAGGAAGCCCUCAGCAAAAGGCUCACGAAUGGUUGCACAAAGAUCCGUCCUAUUUCGAUUACACCACUACAAGCAAACUACAGCGUUUCGCAUUGGCAGUCCUGUAUUUCUCGACCGUGAGAUCUGCGUCCGCCUAUGCAGCCCUCGAAACAUGGAUGGACUAUGAUACUCAUGAAUGCUCUUGGUUCACCUCGUGGUAUGAGAAUCGAUUGCCAUGUGGAACCGACGGAAUCUUCAAGUUCUUGUCGCUUCGAAACAUUGGUUUGACCGGUACAGUUCCAUCCGAAUUGGCUCUGUUGUCUAAUCUUAGAGCCCUGGUGAUGAAUGACAACAUUUUGUCUGGAAGCUUACCAGAAGAAUUCGGAGAGUGGAGUUCACUAGAAACAUUGGACCUUCAUGGCAACUUUCUGAGUGGAAGACUCCCAGAUAACGUCCCAAUCCUACGAAAGAUUGAUCUGAGUCUAAAUCUUCUCGCCGGUCCCUUGCCUCCGAUGGAUUUGACGCAGAUCACAUCAAUGGAUCUGACUCAGAACCCUAACCUUUUCGGAGUCAUACCGUUCGAUCUGUGCUCACUCUCGGAUCAAAUCCUGGAUUUGGCAGUCGAUUGCAACCAAGUCUACUGUUCGUGUUGUACGCGAUGUGAUUCAGAUCGCACGAGAGCACCAGCCUUCAUGGGACCCACAGCGACACCAUCUGUGCCGCCGACCCAACUACCAUCCACCAAGCCAACUUCAGUACCAACCAAGACACCAACCAAGGCACCAACUCCAGUGCCAACCAAGACACCUACCAAGUCGCCGACAUCUAUGCCUACCUUGACACCCACAAGAGCAGUCCCCACACCGCAACCCACUCCGGAUCCCUUUUGCAUUGAUACUAUCCAGACGUCCAAACAGUGCUACAUGGUGGGAGAACCAAUUGAUGUGAUAUAUGCGAAUUGCAACCCUACCACGACCGAUUGGAUUGGAAUCUAUGACAUGACAUACCCUGAAGAUGCCUUGUUUGAUCCACUGUUGUCACAACGAACUUGUAUCAAUGAACCUUGUUCUGGUGUACAACAGAUUUCGAACAUUGUGUUGGAUGAAAGUUCAAGGGGAUCUUUCAACUGGCCACUAGCGAGUGGAAAAUACAAGGUGUAUAUGUUUCGUGGAGGAUCGGCUGUUGGGCCACAUGCAUUCUUCUCGCAAAGCCUUGCCAUCACAGUGGAUAGUCAAUCUUGUUGGUGA
This is a messenger RNA of Cylindrotheca closterium, 2046 nucleotides long. The record is from the annotation of a GenBank genome assembly. Lineage: Eukaryota; Bacillariophyta; Bacillariophyceae; Bacillariales; Bacillariaceae.